This is a messenger RNA of Drosophila willistoni, 2011 nucleotides long. RefSeq names its product protein giant (gene gt). Lineage: Eukaryota; Metazoa; Arthropoda; Insecta; Diptera; Drosophilidae. The record is from RefSeq and is a predicted model, not a curated record. Gene Ontology annotation, molecular function: RNA polymerase II cis-regulatory region sequence-specific DNA binding; DNA-binding transcription factor activity, RNA polymerase II-specific. Gene Ontology annotation, cellular component: nucleus. The transcript is spliced from 2 exons. Bases 174 to 1511 code for a protein of 445 amino acids. Gene Ontology annotation, biological process: regulation of transcription by RNA polymerase II.
GGAAUGAAAUCAGUUUGCGUUUGACAUUCGUCACCAGCAAGACAUUAGACAAACCAAAUAGAAAUCUUUUUGGAUUCUCUGCUCUUUGGAUUACACCAGCAACAACAACAACAACGACAAUUUUGAAAUCUUCCAUUAACGAAAUAAAACAGACCACGAACACAAUCAGCAUCAUGCUUAUGCACGAGAAACUAAUGGCCGGGCAGUUCUUUGAUUUAAAAACUGAACGCAAGCCCUUGUUGUUACACCAGCAACAUCAUCAUCACCAUCAUCAACAGCAGCAGCAUCUGCAACAGCAGCAGCAACAUCAUCAUUUGCAACAGCAGCAACAUCAACCACACUUGCAAUUGCCACAAAAUCACUUGGAUUUGUAUGCAGCCUAUGCCUAUCAGCAACAAUUGCUGGGAGCAGCACUUAGUCAACAGCAGCAACAGCAGCAGCAGCAACAACAGCAACCCGCCGCCUCGGCUGAGGUUUUGGAUCUGUCACGUCGCUGCGAUAGUGUGGAAACAUCUCGCAAGACACCAUCACCAUACCAGACGAAUUUCAGCUAUGGCAGUGGCUCGCCCUCGGGUUCUCCCAGCAAUCUUAUGUAUGCGGCACAACAGCAACAGCAACAACAGCCACUCUCUUCGCUAUAUCCUGCCUUGUACUAUGGCAACUCUGGCAUUAAACAAGAACCACAAGGAUCAAGCAGCACCACAAUUACACCAAAGCCCAAUCCAACAGCCAGUUUAUUGCAAACAUUUGCCGCCGCCUCAGCAGCAGCGGCAGCAGCUGCUGCAGCUCGUCCUGCCAGCACGGCGAGCACCAUGCAAAUCGAUAUCCUGGAGACACCACAAUCACCACCAGCAACAGCUAAUCAGCAGACAGAUAGCAGUGCACCACUGACAACACCCACCAGUUCCUGCUCCACAGAUUCGGCCCUCAAGAGUACACGACCCUUCAAGACAUUUCCCCGUGAUCCCUUGGUUAUAGCAGCAAAUUUCGCUGCCACCGAUGUGUUGUUAGAUAAUCCACGAGUGGAACGCUAUACCGAAUACCGUAAACGGGUCCUCGAACAGAUCCGCAGCUCGAAUGGCGGCCAACGAACAGUGACAAAUCCAAAAAUGCGACGCACCAACUCACGCAGUGGCAGUGUCAAUGAGGGCAGCUCAUCGAACAAUAACAGCGAGAGUGAGGACCGUGUGGAGGAAUCGAGCGAUUGUGAUUCGCAUGCGGGUAAUAUGGACAAGGUAAUGCCAUCGUCAGCAUCGGCAAAGACAGCCAGUUCCGCCUCCAACUUGAGCGUCAUCUCUGGCAGCCAAGUGAAGGAUGCCGCCUACUAUGAGCGGAGACGCAAGAAUAAUGCCGCCGCCAAAAAGUCUCGUGAUCGUCGCCGUAUCAAGGAAGACGAAAUUGCCAUCCGUGCUGCCUACUUGGAGCGUCAGAAUAUCGAGUUGCUAUGCCAAAUCGAUGCACUCAAGGCUCAACUGGCUGCCUUUACCCAUGCCAAAGUGGCCACAGCCUAAAUGGAAUGCAAGUGAUGCACGAUGAUGAUGAUGAUGAUGAUGGCAGGAUGGAUCCGAAUCCGUUGCGUUGAACGUUUCCGAUUCACGUUUUGUAUAAUUCUUUUUUUUUAUGGCCAGCUUAUCUGUGAAUAUAAUAUGUUUUGGGGAGGUCUCUAUAAAAUAUGUACUUCAUAUACUCUAAUACUUAUACUAAAUGACAUGACUUAUUCUAUCAAGGUACUUUAAGUUCUUUUUGGAGCCACUGUAUACGUUCGAUUUGUAAAACUCUGAGUCGCGCAAUUAUCACCAGUUAAUUAUAAUAUAUAUAACAUCCAGAAUACAUACUAUACUCAACAUCUCGCUCACAUUUAACUAUAUAUGUAUUAUACAUUCUUUUUUUUUUUGUAUUUUUAUGAAACUAGUUAGUUUAAAAAAUUCUUUUUUUUUAUAUAUAUAUCUAUCUAUAUGUAUUUCAUAAGUGAAAAAUAAUACAUGAAAAAAAUAAAUCAAAAUCAAAAAAA